AUGUCUGGUGAUUCUGCCGAUUUACCGGAUAUGACUCAGGAAAAAGAAGACGAGUUAGUUCAACAAGAAAGCUUCGUCGCCAGAGAGUCACGUCUCGGAGAUCUCAUCGCCGCCGGCCGGCGUUUUCUGAAAUUGAAUAACGCUGAAGAAGCUACAGAAGCGCUGAGCGAUGCUGCUGCACUGAGUGCAGAACUGUACGGCGAGGGCCACGAGAAGACGUUCGACGCCAUUAAGUACUACGGAAUGGCGACUCUCGAAUUGGCCAAACAGGACAGUCAACUCCUGAAACAGAAGGAAAAGAGUUGGACCGAGAUGAAGAAGAAGAAAAUAAAGAAGCGACCGGAGAAACUGAAAAAAAGGAAGAAGAAGAAGAAGCCGAGCAAUCGGAUAAAGAAGAUGGAGAAGAGUCUGGUGAUGAAGUGGAAGACGACGAGGACGACUCGAUGAAGCUCUCGUGGGAUCUUCUCGAAACUGCUCGAUGUAUUUCUAUGGUGACCAUCCAGAAGCUAGAAUCUGAGAAUGGAGAUCCGGAAGAGAUUGGGGAGUGGAAGCUGAAGCAUAGCGAUGUGAUGGUGCUUCUCGGUGAGCACAGUCUUGCAGACGGAAAAUACGUGCAGGCUCAGGAGGACUUGGCCCUCGCUCUCGAUUUUCAAACCGCUCUUCUCCCGCCCACUUCCAGAAUCCUGGCACAAACAUACGCGCUCAUCGCGAACGCUUGCACGUUGGAUGCGCGCUACGAUGAGACUGUUCAGUACUUCGAAAAGGCGAAGAAGAUUCUAGUUGAUAGAGUGAAUGAGCAGAAGACCAAAUUGGGUGAAGACAUUGAAGGUCCUGAACGAGUCGAAGUCGAGGAAGAUCUGAAAGACUUGGAGGACAUGCUGCCGGGACUCGACGCGUCGAUUGCUGACGCCCUCAGCUCUGCAGCUCAAGCGGAAGAAGUCAAGCAAUCGAUAAAGGCUCAGUUCGAGGGACUGACUUCCGUUCUUUCUCAAUUACCACAGCAAGAGAACGCGGCGGAGGAGGCAAAUGAUAUUACCAAUUUGGUAAUUCUGUACGAUUUAAAUAAUUUAACAGUUUCCCAAUUUGUAGGUCCGUCGGCCAACGAAACGCCCGACAGAACCAUCAGAAGAAUCCGACGAAGCGAAGAAGACGAAGGAGGAAGGCACUUCGCAACUUUGA
Molecule: messenger RNA, 1179 nt
Organism: Caenorhabditis sp. 36 PRJEB53466
Lineage: Eukaryota; Metazoa; Nematoda; Chromadorea; Rhabditida; Rhabditidae
Source: the annotation of a GenBank genome assembly